AUGACAAGCAAUUUGGCGUUGCUGGAGCAUGACCGCUGGGCCCAGGCUGAGUGCAGACUGAAGGAGGCAGAGGCUGUGCCUGCGGGGUGCGAGGCAGGCCCUGUAGAGCCAGCGCCAGGACAUGGGGACGUGGGCAGGAACAGGAGCAGCUCGCGGGUCCUGCCUAACCGUGGCAGUGACAGUGCAGCCCAGCCCCGUGGCCAUGCCAUCCAGCGGGGAGCCAGCAAGCCAAGGCGGGCACAGACCCCCAGCAGGAUGGCCCAUGGGAGAGAUGGGCGGGGCUUGGGGACCAUGAGGGUACCAGGCAGGACCCCUUCUCUGGCUUCUGCAGCCCUGUCUCUGCCACACUACAGGGAACAAGAGCACCCACCUCUCUUGGUCUCAGCUGAGGGCUGCAGCUGGCCACUCGGUGGCGGGCCUGGUGUGGCCCCCACCCCCUCCCCAUGUCGCCCACCUGCUCUGAGCAGCUCUGUCCUCUUCACCCACAGGCUGCACAGCCCCUGGGUGCCCUCGUGCCUCGGGCAGCCCCGAGUCCUGCAGGGCCGCCUGGCCAGGUCCUCACCCUCGCUGUGGGACAGUGCGCUGCAGGAGCAGAAGGGCGAGCUGCGCAAGCGGCUGUCCUACACCACACACAAGCUGGAGAAGCUGGAGACCGAGUUCGACUCCACACGCCACUACCUGGAGAUUGAGCUGCGGCGCGCGCAGGAGGAGCUGGAGAAGGUCACAGAGAAGCUGCGCCGGAUUCAGACCAACUACAUGGCGCUGCAGAGGAUCAACCAGGAGCUGGAGGACAAGCUGUACCGCAUGGGUCAGCACUACGAGGAAGAGAAGCGUGCGCUGAGCCACGAGAUCGUCGCCCUCAACAGCCACCUGCUGGAGGCCAAGGUGACCAUUGACAAGCUGUCAGAGGACAACCUGCCCUCGGACUUCCAGGAGCGCAUGAGCCUGCACCUGGAGAAGCACGGCCGCAGCCUGCCAUCCCCGCUCUGCCGCCCGGCCUAUGCCGACAGCGUCCCCACCUGCGUCAUCGCCAAGGUGCUGGAGAAGCCCGACCCCGCCAGCCUGUCCUCCCACUUGUCUGACGCCUCGGCCCGCGACCUGGCCUUCCGCGACAGCGUGGAUGCUUCGGGCCCGGGGUCCCCCUACAAGGAGGACCUCUGCUGCGGCGACUCGGCCCUCUACCACCCCGAGGAGCCAGAGCUCGACCAGCGGCCCGGCAUGGACGCACCCGUGGCCGACGUGGGCUUCCUGCAGGCCCAGAAUUCCACCGACAGCACGGCCGAGGAGGAGGAGGAGGCCGAGGCGGCAGCCUUCCCCGCCAGCUUCCGCCAUGACGCCUUCCCCGGCUACGCGGGCUCACUGCCCACAUCCAGCUCCUACUCCAGCUUCAGCGCCACGUCCGAGGAGAAGGAGCACGCGCAGGCCAGCACGCUCACCGCCUCGCAGCAGGCCAUCUACCUGAGCAGCCGUGACGAGCUCUUCAGCCGAAAGCUGCCCACCUAUGAGAGCAGCCCCCACUUCGCCAAGGCCGCAGCUGCGGUCGCCUCCCCACUCGAGGCCGAGGUGGCCCAGGGGUUCUCCCGGACAAUGUCUCCGUACCCGGCCGAGUCCUACCGUUUCCCAGCCUCCCCAGGCCCUCAGCAGGCACUGAUGCCCCCGAACCUGUGGAGCCUGCGUGCCAAGCCGGGGUCCGCCCGGCUCUCCAGGGACGACAUGCGGGGCCACUGGCGGCCUCUGAGCGUCGAGGACAUCGGUGCCUACUCCUACCCGGCCGCCACCAUGGGCCGCGGCCCACCCCGCAGCUUCUCCGAACGCUACUACGGUGGCAGCAUGGGAAGCCCAGGCCGGAAGCCUGAAGGCCGCGCCAGCCCCCUCUAUGCCAGCUACAAAGCUGACAGCUUCUCUGAGGGGGACGACCUCUCCCAGGGCCACCUGGGGGAGCCCUGCUUUCUCCGGGCGGGUGGCGGUGGUGGCCUGAGCCUCAGCCCCAGCCGCUCAGCCGACCCCGUGCCCGAC
Fukomys damarensis (Damara mole-rat) is the source of this 2016-nucleotide messenger RNA. RefSeq names its product brain enriched guanylate kinase associated (gene Begain). The record is from RefSeq and is a predicted model, not a curated record. NCBI's taxonomy places the organism in Eukaryota, Metazoa, Chordata, Mammalia, Rodentia, Bathyergidae. Gene Ontology annotation, cellular component: synapse. The annotation marks the transcript as partial. The transcript has 6 exons.